Molecule: messenger RNA, 1422 nt
Organism: Aegilops tauschii subsp. strangulata
Lineage: Eukaryota; Viridiplantae; Streptophyta; Magnoliopsida; Poales; Poaceae
Product: fruit protein pKIWI502
Molecular function (GO): oxidoreductase activity
Source: RefSeq, a predicted model, not a curated record
CCGCCUGCCUCGCGGGAGGCCCCCGAGAUCCGGCAGCUUCCCCUCUCCUCAUCCUCCCCGCAUCGGCCGGCCGCCCCGAUGCUCCUCCGGUCGCCGCCGCGGCGCCUCCACCUGCUCCGGCCGCGCCACCUGCGCGUCCUCUCCCACGCCGCCGCGGCGCUUGCGUCCCCGGCCCCGCCCCCCGCCCCGACCGAGUGGACGGAGGCGCCCGUCGCCUCGGUGCGCGCGGCCACCGCCGACGCCUCCCUCUUCCACGUCUCCCUCGACCUCUCCGCCCACGGGCCCCUCCUCGCCUCCCACGUCGCCGCCGGCCAGUUCCUCCCCUUCCGCCUCCCCUCCGCCCCCUACCCCAUCUUCCUCGCCAUCUCCUCCCCUCCCCCUGCCUCCUCCUCGGCGUCUCCGCCCAGAUCGUUCGACUUCCUCGUCAAGCGCCUCCCCGGCACCCCCUCCGCGCGCCUCUGCGACCUCCAGCCCGGCGACCUCGUCCCCGUCGGCGGCAGCGUCGUCGGCCGCGGGUUCGAGGUAACCAGGAUCGCCGACGCCCGCGACGUCCUCGUCUUCGCCACCGGAUCCGGGAUCAGUCCAAUCCGGUCACUCAUUGAGUCAGGUUUUGGUGAAAAUGAGAAGAUUGAUGUAAGCCUCUUUUAUGGGGUUAGAAACCUUCAAAGGAUGGCUUAUCAGGAAAGGUUCAGUGACUGGGAAUCGAGAGGAAUAAAAAUUAUACCUGUUCUCUCUAGACCAGAUGAGCAGUGGACUGGCCAGCGUGGCUAUGUUCAGAAUGCCUUUUCAAGGGCAAAGAAAAUUAUAAAUCCAUCAUCAACGGGAGCGAUUUUGUGUGGACAUAAACAGAUGACUGAGGAAAUUACUAGAUCUCUUGUUGCUGAUGGUAUGCCCAAAGAUCAAAUCCUAACAAACUUCUGAGUUCUAGGACACGUUUCUUGCCUUUCUGGCUGUUGUACACUUACUUACCACCGCAAUCUAGUGGCUCUUGUUUACAGCAAAUGUGAUGCGACUUAGGGUCGCGAAAAAGAUACUGCUAAGUACUAACAAAUAAGGGCAACUCAUUUUCCUUCACGCUGCGAGUUGCCCAUCAACCAUUGGAUGUUGAUAUCCUGAUAUAUAUUCAUCUCAAGCAAGAAGAAAAAUGCUUGGUGGUACCCUGAGACAGUAGUAUUCCCCUGGAAGGUGCUGAUGCAACUCGAAAAGCCCCCUUCCAGAAAAGUAGAAGGGGACAUAGGUUGUAAGUUAGUAAAAUCAUUUUUUAGUUUGUAUGCCUUGGGAUAUAAUCGGCUGCAAGUGUAUGUGCCGUGAAAUUUUGGUAUGUUUGAAGGUUGUAAUAUUUUUUGAAUUGCAUGGGUGUAUGUGUAUGUGUAUGUGGAACCUGUUCUCCCAUCUGACAGUGUGCCUGAAUUUAUGUGGAAA